Molecule: messenger RNA, 720 nt
Organism: Besnoitia besnoiti
Lineage: Eukaryota; Apicomplexa; Conoidasida; Eucoccidiorida; Sarcocystidae
Exons: 10
Coding region: 1-720 (239 amino acids)
Source: RefSeq, a predicted model, not a curated record
AUGCACGACUUGGAGGACGAGGAUAUUUUUGAGGAGGAGCUGAUUUUGAGGAAGCCGAAGAAGAGGACCUGGGGCAGGACAUUUUCGACCACAACUGCAAAGCGGGGCAUUUGGGGCCAGGCGCUGAAGUAUAGCGUCGCAUUCGUCGUUGGAGCCGCAGUCCUUGGAGCGACUGCAAAGCUUGGCCGUGCGGCUUUGGCAGCCUGCGAGUGCCACCAGUGGACAACGGCGGUCGCACGGUCGUACCUGAGCACGGAGACGAACGCAGGCGCGAUCUGCGGGGCCAGCAGGAGACAGUUGGUUCUGGCGUUCCUCGCGCUGCUGCCAGAGAAGCCGGCCGGGGCCAGCAGGAGACAGUUGGUUCUGGCGUUCCUCGCGCUGCUGCCAGAGAAGCCGGCUCUGUUUUUUCCAUCCGAUGCCAUCUUUGAUCAGCUGAAGGCUCCUCGAGUUGGACAGGGCGCCACUGUUUUGAGCAGUCCAGUACUCGUGAGCCGUGUGUGCUCUAUCGGUGUGCAGCGUCAACCGGAUCAAGCCGCUCCACCAAGUGAUUCGGUUCCGCCCAUCGUUUUUUUACCGUUCUUGAAUGCAACUCCGAACCUUGAUCAGUUGGAGACGGUUUCUGUCAUCCCUGUUCCGGACUUGAGAUGGCUGACGAAUUACCUUCCUUCUGGUCGCGAGGUGGCAGGCCGCCUUCAACGAUUGCUUGGCAGGAGGCAAUAG